Syngnathoides biaculeatus (alligator pipefish) is the source of this 2290-nucleotide messenger RNA. RefSeq names its product ovarian cancer G-protein coupled receptor 1 (gene gpr68). The record is from RefSeq and is a predicted model, not a curated record. Gene Ontology annotation, biological process: cellular response to pH; G protein-coupled receptor signaling pathway. NCBI's taxonomy places the organism in Eukaryota, Metazoa, Chordata, Actinopteri, Syngnathiformes, Syngnathidae. Gene Ontology annotation, cellular component: membrane. Gene Ontology annotation, molecular function: G protein-coupled receptor activity.
CCGAAGUGCCGGGAGAAAACCCAUGCAGGCACAGGGAGAACAUGGAAGCUCCACACGUGAAGUUGAACCCUGGUGCUCAGAACUGUGAGGCCAAUCCUCUACAGCUGCCCCACUGGUUUAAUAUUUUGCCAUUUCCCUCCUAUGCCCAUCUGUAGUUGUGCUGCUGGAUUCUUCCUACACAGGAAAGAUCCGUUAGUGUUGCAGCUUUUGGUUUUGUUAUAUGUAUAGUGAAAAUUAUGUAGGAAUUGUCCCAAUAAAAAAAAAAAAAAGUAAAAGAAAAAAAAAGGAGAAAAAAAUCCACCUGAAAUGGACUGGCCAUUGAGGAAUUAUCCUGGUUCCCACUCCACGAUCAUGGGUUAAUUUUUGGGAUGGUGAAGGGCAAUCUGUGUAUACAGCCUAGAGUUGUCCAAUCCAAUAAAAUAGAAUAAUACACUUAGAAACCACAUAUAAGUAAAUGUUUUGCUUUGCUCUAUUUGUGAUACAAUACUACAAUCUAGAGCCCUUUAUUGUACAAGAACUGAUGUCAAUGUAAUAAUCUUCUCCUCAUGGUUGACAGUCCUGCACAGACGCAUACACAGGUUACACACAAAAUAAAUCUUCCUAUUUGGAGCCUUAGAGCGAGCAAGCGUCAGGAGGAGUGAGCGCCCAUGACGCAGAUAGCCAGAAGAGUGCAGAGAAGGAAUGUUAAAGACCAUUUUGACACAGCCUUCAAAUCGGGUGGCAGCAAGAAACUUUGACAACCUUGUCCAAGAAGAAAAGGCAGCAAAGAUGUGUUUAGGCCUUUAAUAUAUUUAAGCCAUUGUUGAGCCCUCUAGGAGACAAGAAUAUUUAUUUGUGUAUUGAUGUUAGUGUAACCCUAGUGUGUAAAUGCAUCUGGAAAUAUGAACGUGUUGCUGUAGGUUGUUGUGUUCGAAAGAGAAGGCUGUGUUAGUGUUCAUUAUGCUGGAGGAGGGCAUUAUGAACUGUACCAUCAGCCAUGAAAUCCAUCAAUACGUCUUCUGCUUUGUGUAUAUCGUCGUACUAUUGGUGGGUGUUCCCUCCAACCUGUACUCCCUGUACCACGCAACACUGCAGCUAAAGCAAAAGAAUGAGCUUGGGGUUUACUUGAUAAACCUCACUGUGUCUGAUCUAUUAUACCUGGCAUCAUUACCACUCUGGCUCCAGUACUUUUUUCAGGAUGAUGAUUGGCAACACAGGGAAUGGCUGUGUCAGUUGUGUGGCUUUCUUCUCUAUGAGAAUAUCUACAUCACCAUUGGCUUCCUAUGCUGUAUAAGUCUGGAUCGAUACCUAGCUGUUGUGCACCCUUUGAGGUUCACCUCCCUCCGCUCUCUGAGUGCAGCUUGUCUUUUUAGUGUCAUCAUCUGGUUUAAGGAGAUUGCCGUUGGCGUGGUUUUCUUCCAUCACAAAGAGUUGAGCAAAAAUCCCAACAACCAAUCAGUGUGCUUUGAGCACUACCCCAUGCAGCCUUGGGAGUAUCCAAUAAACUACUACCGCAUCACCGUUGGUUUCAUGUUCCCGCUGGCCAUCCUACUGAUCAGCUACCUCUGUGUGCUUCGGGCUGUUGGCCAGAGUGCAGGCACACAGCCAGAUCAGAAGACCAGAAUCCGACAGUUAGUUAGCUGUACGAUCCUCAUCUUCCUAGUUUGCUUCUCCCCGUACCAUGUUUUUCUGUUAGUACGCACUGUGCUGGAGAGAGACUGCAACUUUAUUGCAGGGAUUUUCAACUUUUACCACCUAGCACUGUUGCUGACCUCUUUCAACUGUGUGGCGGAUCCUGCUCUUUACUGCUUUGUCAGCGAAAGUGCCCGGAGGGAUCUUUCCUGGGCUAUUUUUCGACCUGUGACAAGAGUUUUCUGUUGCUGCCUUGGGAGCUGCAGUUCCAGUCCCACCAGGUCUGCGACAGAUUCCCACAAUGUUCUCACUGAGAUAGAUCACAUUGGCAAGAACUACAGAAAAACAAUUCUCAUCGCAGUGGAUGAUAAAAAACAAAAUGCCAACCAAGGAAAGACUGGAGGAGAGCCGAUAGACGAAAAAUAUUUUGGGUUUUGAGGGCAAAAUGCAUCCAAAGAACAAGCUGUCAUACCUCUGUACCAUGCCAGUGACCAUUGCUAAUGUAUUGCAUUCAGUCUUUAUUUUUAGGAGGAAUAGGGGUGACAUUGAAGGCCAGAAACUCGCUAGCCCUCAACCGAUUUAACAGAGCUCUAAAUGCAGUGCUUCCUAUAUUUUGUACAUGAAAAGACUUACACAUCUUUAACACUGUGCACGUUAAGAGACUUUGUGUUUGUACUUC